Ananas comosus (pineapple) is the source of this 1895-nucleotide messenger RNA. RefSeq names its product multicopper oxidase LPR1-like. The record is from RefSeq and is a predicted model, not a curated record. The transcript is spliced from 6 exons. Gene Ontology annotation, molecular function: oxidoreductase activity; copper ion binding. Bases 106 to 1863 code for a protein of 585 amino acids. NCBI's taxonomy places the organism in Eukaryota, Viridiplantae, Streptophyta, Magnoliopsida, Poales, Bromeliaceae.
UGGACUUGUGCUCGCCACACGCCCCUUAUCUUCUUUCACCUUCCACCUAAUUAAUUUCUCUCUCUAGCUUGAACCAGAUUAAAAAACCAGAAAAAAAGGUGGAAAAUGGGGACAAGAACACUACAAGCAGCAACAUUACUACUUCUCUCAACAGCAGUUUCCCUUGUGUUCUCUCAAACUACAGUGGCACCUGUGACUCAACAAACUCUUCAAAAAGUGGCUGGGUCACUCCAAAUGUAUGUGGAUCCACUCCCACAAAUGCCCAAAAUUUAUGGCUACAACUUGCGAAAUGGUUCCCCGGUCCCUGUCAACCUCACCAUUGGCAUGUAUCAGAAGAUGUGGAAAUUUCAUCGCGACCUUCCUGCGACAUCGGUUUUCGUCUAUGGAACUUCCCUGACGGCCGCUACUUUUCCUGGCCCCACCAUUACCGCCCGCCACGGCGUUCCCCUCUAUGUCACCUGGGAGAACCACCUUCCCCAGUCCCACAUCCUCUCAUGGGACCCCACGAUCCCCACUGCCAUUCCCAAGUCCGGCGGUGUCCCUACCGUCGUCCACCUUCACGGCAGUGUCCACUCUCCGCAGUCGGACGGCAGCCCUUUCGCUUGGUUUACUGCUGAUUUCAAAGAGACUGGCCCCAAGUGGUCCCAAACCACGUAUACGUACCCUAACGUUCAGCCGCCCGGCAAUCUCUGGUACCAUGAUCAUGCUCUUGGCCUCACUCGCGCUAACCUCCUCGCCGGACUCCUCGGUGCCUAUGUCAUUGAGAAACCGUCCGUCGACGAUCCUAUGAAUCUCCCGUGCAACGACGAUGACCUUCACCUCAUCAUUGCCGAUCGCAGCUUCAACGUCGAUGGCUCCCUCUACAUGAACGCCACCGGCAACGUCCCCUCGAUCCACCCCCAGUGGCAACCCGAGUACUUCGGCGAGGCCGUCACCGUCAACGGCAAGGCCUGGCCCUUUCUCUCUGUCCGUCGCCGACGCUACCGCUUCCGCAUCCUCAAUGCCAGCAACGCGCGCUACUUCAACCUUUCACUCUCCAACAACCUCCCGCUCUACGUCGUCGGCUCGGACUCCUCCUAUCUUUCUGCCCCCGUCACGACGCCCACAAUCAUUUUAGCCCCCGCCGAGCUAGCCGAUGUUGUGAUCGACUUCUCCUUAUCGCCCACCGGAGAGGCGGAGCUCCUGAAUAGCGCACCGUAUCCGUACCCCAACGGCACCGCGGCGGGCCCCUUGAACGGCAAGGUCAUGAAGUUUAUCGUACAACCGAAGUCGAACAUGGACCCGCCGGACAAUUCGACCGUCCCAGAGAAGGAAGUGGACUACGCAACAGUGACCACACCGGACCCAACAACAACAAUGACUAGGUACAUUGUGAUGUACGAGUACCAGACCGCGUCCGGCGAGCCGACACACUUAUACAUCAAUGGCCUACGACUGGAGGACCCCGUGACGGAGACGCCAAAAUCCGGUAGCACGGAACUGUGGCACGUGAUAAACCUAACGGGGGAUAACCAUCCGCUACACAUACACCUGGGGAUGUUUCAGGCGAUCAAAGUGCAGGAGCUACUGGACCUGCAGAAGUUCACUGCUUGUAUGAGGGUGGCGAACGACGCCGUCAAGUGCAACGUUACGGAGCACGCGGCGGGGACGACGUUGGCGGUGCCGGAGUAUGAGAAGACGUGGAAGAACGUGGUGAAGAUCGAGCCUGGGUUCGUGACGAGCGUGGUGGCGGCGUUCAAGCUGGUGGAUACAAACCAGACCUAUCCCUUCGAUGCCACGGCCGAGCCGGGAUACGUCUACCAUUGUCACAUAUUGGAUCACGAAGACAAUGCUAUGAUCCGGCCAUUGAAGAUCCUUCCUUGAACACCCAAAUUAAAGUUAUUAAAAUAUCAUAU